CAACAUGGCUCGGUCGGUGACCGCGCUCAGCUUGUUAUUCAUAAACAUAGCGUACGCGGAAAUAUUAACUCCGCCAUACUUCAACUUGGCGCAAGGCAAGAAGAUCACCGCGACCGCCACAUGCGGCGACGAAGGGCCGGAGCUAUACUGCAAGCUAGCUGGCGCGAACACCGACGGCGAUGAACACGUGAUACAAGGACAGAUAUGUGACGUGUGCGAUUCAACAUCGGAUUCCAAAAAUCACCCGCCAGAAUAUGCUGUUGACGGAAUGGAAACCUGGUGGCAGAGUCCGCCCCUAUCCAGGGGGAUGAAGUACAAUGAAAUCAAUUUGACCAUUGAUCUCGGACAGGAGUUCCACGUAGCAUACGUGUUCGUCAGGAUGGGCAUUUCACCACGUCCAGGGUUGUGGGCGCUGGAGAAGUCGACAGAUUACGGAAAAACCUACAAACCAUGGCAGUAUUUCUCAGAUUCUCAGUACGAUUGUCAACUAUAUUUUGGAGAGGAGAGUCUAAAACCGAUAACACGGGACGAUUCUGUCAUCUGCAGCACUGAAUACUCCAGAAUUGUUCCCUUAGAAGGUGGAGAGAUCCCAAUUUCUCUACUCAACUAUCGGCCAUCAGCAAAUAAGUAUUUCAACUCAUCGGUUCUUCAAGAAUGGACAAGAGCUACAAAUGUCAGACUUCGAUUGCUAAGGACCAAGAACAUGUUAGGUCAUCUCAUGUCGGUUGCUAGGCAGGACCCUACUGUAACCAGGCGGUACUUCUACAGUAUCAAAGAUAUCAGUAUUGGAGGUCGUUGCAUGUGUAACGGCCAUGCAGACACGUGCGACCCGGCGGAUCCGGCCAGUGAAAGCAAUAUACUAGUCUGCAGAUGUCAGCACAACACUUGCGGCCCCCAGUGUGCUGAGUGUUGCCCCGGCUUCGAGCAGAAAAAGUGGAGAAUUUCACAGAAUUGGGACAGAUUCGAGUGUGAACCAUGCAAUUGCCAUAACCACUCAACCGAAUGCAAGUACGACCCUGAGGUGGAUGAGAAGCAUUUAUCUCUGGAUAUCCACAACAAACUUGAAGGAGGUGGCGUCUGCCAAAACUGCCAGCACAAUACAGAGGGUAUCAACUGUAAUAAAUGUAGACCUACCUUCUACAGACCACGUGGAAGCACCUGGGACAUGAUUGAUGUCUGUCAACCCUGUCAAUGUGACCUGCACUACUCAACCGGAAACUGUGCUGAAGAAACUGGGCAAUGCGAAUGCCGGAAGGAGUUUUUGCCGCCAAAUUGUGACGCAUGUGCGUACGGAUACUUUGACUAUCCAGACUGCAAGCCUUGUACCUGCAAUCUGAAUGGAACUGAAGGAAAUAACUGCACACCUAUAGGUGGGCUGUGUCCCUGUAAAUUCAACUACGCCGGAGACUCGUGCGAAAUUUGUGCGGAUAGCUUUUAUUCGCCAGAAUGUAAAAACUGUGAGUGCAACAAAAUCGGGUCCGUAAGCCAAGUGUGCAAUAAGGAAACCGGCCAAUGCGAAUGCAAGGGCAAGUUCAGCGGCCGUACAUGCAACCAAUGCGAAGCUGGAUACUUCAACUACCCUACUUGUAAACACUGUAACUGCGACAUCAGUGGAACGGAAAAAAGCGUCUGCGAUGACAUUACGGGUCAGUGCAUCUGUAAAACUGGAUUCGGGGGAGCGCGGUGCGACCAAUGUAUUGCUGGCUACUACAUGGAGGUAAGGGGUCGCGAUCGGCUUUGCGUACCAUGUAACUGUUCUCCAACCGGCUCCACAUCCACGAGCUGUUCCGCCGACGGAAAGUGUAACUGCCUCAUUAACUUUGGCGGCAAACAGUGUGACCAAUGUUCCCCUGGCUACUACAAAUUUCCAGAUUGUUUGGCUUGCAAUUGCGACUUGUCGGGAUCAUUGGGUUCAACAUGCGACGAUGAUGGACUGUGCCACUGCAGACCAAACUUUGACGGGAGCAAGUGUGAUCGAUGCAAACCACAAUUUUACAAUUACCCAGCCUGUGAAGAGUGUAAUUGCGAUCCAAGAGGAGUAGUUGCGUCAUUUGCUGGCUGUGGAUCAGUACCUGAAGGAGAACUCUGCCUAUGUAAAGAAAGAGUGCAAGGCCGUAUAUGUAAUGACUGUAUGCCGCUGUUUUGGAAUCUCCAAGAUUACAACCCGGUUGGAUGCGAAAAGUGUAGUUGCAAUGUGUCGGGUACUCUCGGGGGACUUGGUGUCUGUGAAACCCGCAGUGGUCAAUGUACUUGCAAGAUGCACGUCGGCGAGAGACAGUGCGAUCAGUGCCAGAACGGUUUCUAUCAACUCGAAUCUAAUAAUGUAUUUGGAUGUACGGAAUGUGACUGUGAUGUUGGUGGAUCAAUAGAUAACAACUGUGACAAGUUAACUGGACAGUGUCACUGCCAUUCGCGUGUGGAAGGUCGCCGGUGUGACCGUCCCAUCCAAGCCCACUACUUCCCUACCCUCCAUCAAUUUCAAUAUGAGGUUGAAGAAGGUCUCACACAGUCAGGGCCAGUUAGAUACAGGAAUAAUGAGCGGGUGUUCCCAGGAUACUCUUGGAAGGGUUAUGUGGUGUUCACGCUUCUACAGAACGAGGUAAUUAACAUCGUGCAUAUAUUAUCGAAGUCCUCGCUGUAUCGUAUGGUUGUAAAAUAUGCAAACCCGCUCCGUGACCCGGUCAUUGCAACCAUCAUCAUCACACCAGAGAGUGUCGUAGAUAUUACACAACAGCAAUUUAGCGUGUUACUAAAACCUACCACGGAGCCCCAAUUGGUCACUGUUUCUGGUGAAAAAGGUCUAGCUCCAGCUCCAUUCAUUAUGAACCCAGGCAACUGGACAGUCACAAUUAAAACCACAAAGGAAGUCAUGAUUGACUACUUCGUAUUAGUGCCAGAAGCAUACUAUGAGGCUACUGUACUUACCAAGCUAGUGGAGAAACCAUGCAUUAUUGAGGACAGGGAAUUGUGCCGUCAUUAUGUCUACCCUAGCAUAGCUGGACGUCCGAAGGCAGACAUCAACACUCUAACCACCAGUGUAACGGCAUUUAUUGAAGGAGAACAGCAACUGAAGGAAUUAAACGUGGAUCCUAAUACCAUACCAUUAUUGAACAAUGACCAGGAUGAACUGCAGUAUGAUAUAAAGAUAGAUCCACCAGGAAGGUACCAUAUUCUAAUCGAGUAUGUUACUCCAGUGAGCCCUGGAAGCACACCAGAGGGCCGUGAAAUGUUCAGUCCAAGGAAUACUGCGACGAUUCGAUUCCAGUCAGGCGACGGGCCCGAGUCCUAUGCUAUUGUCAAUCUAAAUAACUGUCCAUACACGUCACCGUGUCGACAAGUUGUUGUGAAUGAUUUGUCGAUGAUAUCAGCCUUCAACGUCAUAGCUGCCAAUAACGUCAUUUAUUUAAAUGGUGAGAGGAACACUUUAGCAGGUAUCAAGUCGAUUAUAGCGAUACCAGAGUCGGAAUGGAACUUGGACUACAUCACUCCUCGGCCGUACUGCUUACGACGUAAUGGACGCUGUGAACCAGCCGUCUUCUCGGCAGCAGUCGAUUCUAAAAAGGUGGAAAUUGAAUCAGGAUCAGGCGGAGAUGCCGUCACUCGUCCGCCUAUCCUGGACAAUUCGACUACAGUCGUCUACCUGUCGUCUAGCACAGAGCCGGUCGUAGUGGAAACAAAAGUUCCGGGUCCAAGCGAUUACAUGUUCGUGGUGCAUUAUUACCAACCAGAUCAUCCCCGUAGUAAUAUUGAUGUCAAACUUGCGAUCGAUGGCCAACUUUAUGAGGCGACGCUUCCUGUAGAGCAUUGUCCCUCAAAUUCCGGUUGCAGAUCUUUAAUACAACUAGGCGACGACAGAAAACAGUUUCCCGUUAAUGAAAAUAUCAAUAUCACCUUUUUGGGAGAUAAGAGCAAAGGUGUCUGGCUGGAUUAUAUACUAGUGGUAGCUUCACCUGACUUCGUGGAUGGAGCUCUUAAGGAAAUAAACAUGGUAGACAACACCCAACAGUUUAUUGAGAAUUGUGCAGCUAACCAUUACUACAUUAGUCCCAAUGAAACUGGUUUUUGUCGCGACGCCAUGUUCUCGAUCACAUCGGAGUACAACAGUGGCGCACUUGCCUGCAUGUGCGACAUCAUGGGUUCCACUGAGUUGGAGUGCAAUACCUUCGGUGGACAAUGCCCAUGCAAACCUAACGUAAUUGGACGGGCGUGUACCACUUGCAGGACAGGAUACUACGGCUUCCCCAACUGCAGACCCUGCCAUUGCUCUGAUGCGGCAAUUUGUGAUGAUAAUGGUAUGUGUAUAUGUCCGAAGAACGUGCAAGGUGAUAAGUGCGACAGUUGUAAACCACUUACAUUCAAUUUCGACAUGCAACGCGGCUGCGACGACUGUAACUGCAACCGACUCGGUGUUAUCGGCAACCGGUUGCAAUGUCACAAUGAAACAGGAAACUGCGACUGUAAAGAGAACGUGAUUGGGCGUGUGUGCGACCAUUGUGUGCCUGGUCACUAUGCGUUCCCUGACUGCUUGCCGUGCACAUGUGACCGCGACGGUACCACUGACGACGUCUGCGAUCAGAACACCGCUCAGUGUUACUGCAAGAAGCAUGUAUAUGGACAGGCUUGCGAUACCUGCAGAGAAGACUACUUCAACUUACAAGAUGAGAAUCCAGAUGGCUGUACUAAGUGCUAUUGCUUCGGAAAGACCACCAGAUGCUCCAGCUCCUCACUGUAUUGGGCAGAGAUCAAUGGUAUGAGCGACUGGUACCUAUCGAAUAUCGACUCAAACCGUACCAUAAAUAUAUACCCGUUGUCGCUAGAUCCGGCACCAAUAAACGAUACCGCCAUACAGGCGAAUCUGCUCGGUACCGGCGAUGAUAGUCCCAAAGUUCUUUACUUUGGAGCACCACAAUAUUAUCUUGGUAAACGUCUUACAUCGUACGGUGGGUACUUGACUUACUCUGUGCAUUACACGGCGAGAUAUGGCGGCCGUGCUGCAGCCGCGCCUGACGUCAUCAUCGGAGGUUCCAGCGGCUACCUGAUCCACAACAGUAUCGAGCAGCCUCCCGCGCUGACAACUUGGAGUCAUAGCCUUAAGUUGUCAGAAGACCAGUUCACCAAUUUGGACGGGUCGGCGGUCACUCGCAAUCAAUUUAUGAACACAUUAGUCAAUGUGACCAGUAUAUAUAUAAGAGCAACCUACUGGCACGAAACCGUAAAUACUGUACUAUCGACCGUGUCCCUAGAAGUGGCGAUUCCAGAAAACGAGUAUUCAAAAAGAGCAGACUCUGUGGAGGAAUGCCAGUGUCCUCAGGCUUACAGGGGGCUGUCUUGCGAACAGUGUGCCAUUGGCUACUACAGGCUUAGCUCAGGACCGCACGCGGGAUUGUGUGUGCCCUGCCAAUGUAAUGGACAUUCCAGAGAAUGUGACGUUAACACUGGAAUAUGUUUGGAAUGUACGGAUAAUACAAUGGGUGAUCACUGCGAGAUGUGCAUCCUAGGUUACCACGGCAAUGCAACAGUUGGCACGCCGCUCGAUUGUCUCAUCUGCGCGUGUCCCAUACCAUACGCUUCUAAUAACUUCGCGAUUGGAUGUGAAUUGAGCGAAAAUGGAUCGUUGAUAUCAUGCGAGUGCGAGCGUGGCUAUGCCGGCGCAAGGUGCGACCACUGCGCCGCUGGAUUCUACGGCCAGCCGGAAGUUAUAGGCGAUAACUGCAAACCCUGCAACUGUUCCGGAAACAUUAUCGAAGAUGACGUGGGCUCCUGUGAUAGUAUUACCGGGGAUUGUCUGAAGUGUGUGAACAAUACAGCAGGGGCUGCUUGCAAUCUGUGUGCGCCAGGAUUCUACGGAGAUGCCAUCUUUUCUAAAAAUUGUACCGCAUGCAUAUGCGAUCUUCUGGGUAUGGACCACUGUGACCCAUCGACGGGUACUUGUAUCUGCCGGCCGGGGGUCAUCGGUGAAAAGUGCGACCUUUGCGCACCGGACCAUUGGGGACUAGACAGCGGAUAUGGCUGCACGCCUUGCGACUGUGGUCUCGCUUCACUAUCCAGCCAGUGUGAUGACUCUACCGGACAGUGCAGAUGUGCAAAAGGUGUCACCGGCAGACAUUGCGACCAGUGCGCGGCUGGAUAUUGGAAUUACACGAAGGAAGGGUGCGACCAUUGCAACUGCAACACUGGUUACUCACACGGGUUCACGUGCAACGCGACCGGACAAUGUGAGUGUCUGCCGGGAGUCAUAGGCGAGAAAUGUGAUCGCUGCCCAGAACGAUGGGUGCUCAUACCUCACAAGAGAUGUCAACAGUGCGACUCGUGUACUGAUGCACUUAUAUUCUCAGUUGAGGAUAUGACAGAUUUACUGGCCAAUGAAACACAAGAAUUCAAGGACAAAGCAGACUCGUUCUUCACAACGCAGCGUCUUAACUACAUAUCAAACCAGACCAACAGUUUAAGACCGCGCGUCGCUGAACUUCGUAAUGUGGACCUGGAUAACGUUACCAACAAAUUGAAGACUGUGGAGGAUACAGCCGGAAAAUUACUAAGAUCUGCUGAAUAUACAGCGGGUGAUAGUGACGCCCUAGUUGGUAAAGCGGCCGAUCUAGCCGCUGAAGCUGACAAAGUACUAUCAAUUGCUCGGGAAAGCGGCGACAGUGCAAAGGAAGUUGUCACUCAUGUGGUCAAUUUGGCGAAAGGGUUGGAAGUCAGUCAGCAGCUUAAGGUUGAUACAGCAUUGGCUGAAGCAAGGGAGAUGAAGAACUAUAUAGCAGAAAUUGAUUUAAUCCCGAAGACGCAGUCAGCCAAUAACGUGUUUGCAAAUGCUACCAAUCAAAACGAAAGGAUAAACGUAUUCGUUCAGCCCGUCUAUGAGCAAGCGAAGAAAUUUGACGCCUUGGUGAAUGCUACGCACGAUUUUAAGAACAAAUUAGACAACCUCUUAGAGUACACAGAUAUAGCGCAGCACACCGCAGACAUCGCCGACAAACUCAACAUUAAGAAUAAACAUUCGAAAUUUGGUGAAAAUGUCCAAAAAGUGACAAACUUACACGAAGCCGUCAUGAAAAACCUUAUAAUAUAUGCAGCACAGUACACAAACAAUGCAACUACGUACAAUGGGAAGGCGCGUGAUACAAUCGCAGAUUCUGAAGCAGCACUGAAAGAACUAUCCGAACAGAUUCAACUGGCGGAAGACACGUUAUCGAAACUAGAAGUCGAACUGCCUAAGCUAAGAGACUUAAAUGACGCAGUGAACAGUCAUACUGCCAAUUUGAGUAACCAAGCAGAUAACCUGCGAGUUUUAGCCGAACGAGAAAACAAUAAUAGUCGCACACAAGAUGCAUACAGGGCUGCUUCGGCAUUUUCAUCAAUUGUUCAGGAAAUUGGCGAUGCCAAGAAAGCUGCGGACGAGGCUGAGGGUGUUGAUAGAAGGACCACAGAUAUUAAAAAUCUGCUAAUAAAUCGGGUGGACCCGGCCCGUGACCGUUCACAAAUACUACUUGAUGAAGCGCAGAAUGCGAUGGAUAUAGUAAAUAAUAAUUUAGGUCCUAACCUAACACUGGCUGAGACUUUACUAGAGAACGCCGCGAAAACAUUACAGAAUGCAGAUGACAUAAAUGGUGCUAUAGAGCUUGAUCGCAGUGCUUUACCGACACUUGGCGCGUCCGCUCUAGAAGAUGAGGCGACGAAGGCAGAGAAAGUUAACGCAACGGUAAAGAACACGUUGGAGAUAAUGUCAGAGAUCGGCAGGAGUCUCUCAGCCAGCAAGGACUGGUCGCGCACUGUGCCGAAACAAGCUAACGAGGCACAAGCGCGCAUCGCCAAUAUCAAACAAUUGUUGGCGAACGUGACAGAUUUGUAUGAUAAGAUAAUAUCAAAAGAAGACACAGUACAAACAUUGCAAAAUAUACAUAAUCCUCUGCGCCAGACUGCCGACCACAAACUGGAGGAACUCAAAAAAUUGAUCGAACAGGCAAGAACUGUUGCAAACCGAAUACAAGUGGGAGUAAGUUUCGACAGCCAAUCGACACUACAGCCGCGACUACCUGACAACCUGGACGAAAUCUCCACCUCGACCAAUGUCUCAGCCUACUUCCGUACCAAGAGGAAGGACGGUUUCCUCCUAUAUCUUGGCAAUCCUAAGGGUACUAAUCUAAGGAAAACUAAAUCUGACGACUUUAUGGUACUAAGCAUACGGAACGGCUAUCCGUAUUUAACGAUGGACAUUGGCGACAGCGCUAAUGGUCGUGAGCCAGUAAAAAUUACCAGCGAUAAGUUUGUCGCUGACAACAAGUGGUAUCAAGUCAUCGUUGACAGAGUGGGCCGUCAAGUCAAAUUCUCGAUACGGGAGACCUUAGAUAACGGCACAGAGUUUACUCACUCCAAAGAAGCUACAUUGCCUGGUGUACAUACGAUCUUCAACUUGGAUCGCCAGAAAUCACAACUGUAUGUAGGUGGCGUGCCGCCCGGCAAGUCACUGCAAGGAGUUGAUGUACGAGACUUUGAGGGGCAGAUCGAAGAGCUCAUGGUUGGAAACACUCCUGUUGGUUUAUGGAACUUCAUAGGCGCGUCCGAUUUGAAGGGAGCCAGGCAGAGGGACAAACUAUUGAAAACAGCUACUGGACCUCAAGAGUACCGCUUCACCGGGUUUUCGCAUGUUAUUAUAUCAGGCGGCGGUUACCUGGUUCGGCAGAAGAAUCAUAUCCAAUUAUUCUUCAAGACAUACGCGUCCGAUGGUCUCAUCUAUUUUGUUGGGGAUAACAACGAUUAUUUCUUCUCCGUGCAAAUGAAAAACGGGAACGUAAACUUACUGGUAGCACUUGGCCCGAGAGAAGAAGAUAUUGUCAGCAUCCACACAUCGAAGGCCUACAACGAUGGCAAAUGGCAUAAAUUGGAUGCAGCAAGAUACCUCAGCAACUGCUCUCUCAAGGUGGACGGGGAUACUCUCAGGACGGUGUCAUUGUCCUCUAACACAGAUAUCCCAGCUGUUAAUAUGAAUUUCGGUGGUUUGCGAUACAAAAACAUAGAAAGAGUUACGGAUAAAGGAUUUGAUGGCUGCAUCCGACAAAUAAGUAUUGACAGAAUUAACGUUGAACUCAGCGACUCCAUUGAAUCUAUAGGAGUAGCGUACAAGUGUCAGUUUUCAUCAUUGGUGUCGUUAUCUGGGGAAAGUAGCUAUCUGCGCUACAAUGACAUUUCGUCCCAGAAUGCCCACAUAACGCUCAAGUUCAAGACGUCUGAACCAGAUGGACUGCUGUUCGUGUACGUCAGCAGAACGCAGACGAAUAACGAUGACAGCAUGUCACUCUCUAUUAUUAACGGUCAAUUGGUGCUGAGCAGUAAACGAGAGCGACUCGACUCCGGCCUGAAUGUGUACAACGACUCUCAGUGGCACGUAGUCACUGUCACACAUGGUGAGAAAGCACUCACGAUGAGUAUAGAUGACUAUGAUUUCUUUAGCACAGAUACAGCGCCGGAUUCUCUCAGCAUCCUAAACGGUGUACUAUUCAUCGGCGGGGUUCAGCCGGGAUACAUAAUCAGCGCUAAGGUCGGCUCCAAGAAACCAUUCCGGGGAUGCAUAGCGGAUGCUGCUAUCAAGGGACUAGUACUCAAUCUCUUGUCACCGUAUAAUAAUAGCAGCAUCACCUUCGGAAGAUGUGGAGAUAUUACUUAUUUGGGAGGAGUGCCAGGCGAUGCGUCCUGGGCGACACCGGCGCCACCCGAAGCUGUACUGCCCAUUCCAAGACCACCACCUGAACCUGAAGCUGUGCCAGAGCAAACCGAGAUACCUGUUACGACAGUACAAAAUCUUCCGCAUCUUCGAUCAGGCGUCUUUGAACCGGCGCAUACAAUUGGACUUGAAACGACGAGUCAACCACUGACAACACUAGCGCCCACCACGCCGAGACCUCGGCCUCGACCUGAACCAGGGUGCUCGCUCGCAUAUGACCCAUACUAUACCACGGGCACCCCUGCGGAGGGAUAUAGAUUUGGCACUCGCAACGACAGUCGCAUUGAGUACGCGACACUGCCGGGCCGACAACUGGACGUGUUCGACUUGACCAUCAGUUUCCGCACCUUCGACAGUCACGGCGGCCUUAUGUUCUAUGCUGCCGCCGAUUUUAUGCCCGAACAAUUUCUUGCUGUCUACAUGAAAGAUGCAAAGGUGCAUCUCUCCUUCAACUGCGGCGAGCGCACCGCAACGGUGGCAUCAACUCAGCUAUAUAACGACACAGAAUGGCACACUGCUACUAUCGUGCGGAACGGUGGUAACGGCAAGUUGACCAUAGACGGCGAACACAUAGGUGAUGCCAGCGUGCCUUGCUUCGAUCCCGCUGUACUCUCUGCACCUUAUUACUAUGGCGGCCUGAGAAAUAUUACCACGUAUUACAACGACAGCGUGGGUUUCUAUCAGACGUUCAUGGGUUGCCUGAAGGGUCUCAUGAUGAAUGGACAGUACGUGACAGAUAUUCUUUACCGAGUCAACUCACUGCGCUGCAUCGACCAUGUUGAGGACGGCAUCUACUUUGGACCAACUAACGAUGGACACAGCAGUUAUCUGAAGUUGUACUCACGCUACAAUGUGGGUAACGAGAUUGCAGUGUCCAUGGAUGUGAAGCCGCGUAAUACAACUGGACUCUUAUUCAGCGUACAUGGCAGGAGAGACUACAUGAUCAUAGAACUACUUGAAAAUGAGGUUGUUGCCAAAGUUGAUAAUGGAAAAGGUCCAUUCCAAGCCACUUUCAAACUCGGCAACAAAUUCUCACUGUGCGAUGGAAAGUGGCAUAAAAUUCAUGUCGUUAAGUCGCGACACGUGGUCAGUGUCGGUGUGGACGGCCACUUCUCCGAUGCUGGGAUUGGACAGUCCCCCUCUACUGAUACUAGGUCUGGCCUAUACAUAGGUGGUCACGAAAAGCCUAUACACAGAGUGAUGGGAGCGCGGGCGAGAAGGGGUUUCGUAGGCUGCAUCAAGAACAUAAAGAUCAAGGAGCAGAAUGUUCCAAUCUCCCUGACCGGAGCUGGCAGGAAUACCCAUAUUGGCGUUUGUCCCAACGAUUAAUCUUAUUUUUUAAUGAAAUUCAUUCAAAUGUUAUCGACAUCUUCAAUUACCUUCCUAUUGAAUAGAAUUGAUAUAUGUCCUAAAGCUUAUCUAUAGUCGACGUUCAAUGUACAGUGACUUCAUUACAGACAAAAUAGAUAUUGUAAAUUAAGUAAUAGGAGUCUAUGUAUCCAAUAGCAAUAAAGUAAAUUCAUAAAAGAAAUAAUUUGAAUAUAAAUUUUAGCAUGUGUUAUUUAUGUAAGACAUAUAUAGGGAAUUUUGCCGACGAAUAAAAUUUAAUAAAGGAAAUAUCACGAUCGACAUUGCAGGCCUCACAAAUCGUAAUAUUUAUACAGACUAACCUAACUAGAUUUUAAUACGAUAAAUGUAUAAUUAUCCAUGUAAAUAUAAUUGUAAUGUAAACUUAUAUCAUACUCGCUUUAUAUAACAUCCUAAAUGUUACACUUUAAGCGAUUGACAUUAACGCCUAUUUACAGUUGUACAUGUCACUAUUAAUAUAUAUAUGGGAAUUGGCAUUAACAAAAUCUCACAGAAAGAAAAACGUCAUAACAUUAUUACAAUAACUGUCAUAUACAAAGUUUCUUUUGUUCAUUAAAUUGUUAUUGGAAGACAUUGUGCAAACAGAUUUUACUUGUAAAAAAAAUAUUUAGUAUUGUGUUCUCUGUUCAAUAUUCAAAUCGCGAAAUAUUUAUAAAAUUGUCUUUUCCUGUUAAUUAAACUACUAUAUAUUACUAACUAAUAUGCACUGACUAAUAUCAAAUAAAUGUAUAAAUAUUGUGAGAAGUUAAAAUAAAUUUGUUGUUUAAUAGUACUUUCGUACAUAAAAUAAUCAG
Messenger RNA from Achroia grisella, 11883 nucleotides. RefSeq names its product laminin subunit alpha (gene LanA). Gene Ontology annotation, biological process: axon guidance; cell adhesion. Bases 5 to 11050 code for a protein of 3681 amino acids. Gene Ontology annotation, molecular function: zinc ion binding. Gene Ontology annotation, cellular component: basement membrane. The record is from RefSeq and is a predicted model, not a curated record. NCBI's taxonomy places the organism in Eukaryota, Metazoa, Arthropoda, Insecta, Lepidoptera, Pyralidae. The transcript has 62 exons.